Molecule: messenger RNA, 5615 nt
Organism: Seriola aureovittata
Lineage: Eukaryota; Metazoa; Chordata; Actinopteri; Carangiformes; Carangidae
Gene: pla2r1
Product: phospholipase A2 receptor 1
Exons: 30
Coding region: 203-4735 (1510 amino acids)
Molecular function (GO): signaling receptor activity
Source: RefSeq, a predicted model, not a curated record
GGAGCGGCAGGAAUGCAGCCUCCAGACCGGGGAGCAGCUGCGGCUCUUCCGUCAGACGUGACGUCGCUGCUCCCCUGCUGAAAAACUUCCCUCGGCCUAAGUUUUCUAUGAGGGAAAAACUGCGAGCCCCAAAUACUCUCUCUGACCGGGAGCCUCGGAAUGUGCGGACAUUUGCACUCCAACAUUGCACCCCGCCGUCGAAAUGUUAAUACAGUUGUUUCGUUGCAUCGACUCCGUGGCUGUUGUGGCAACUAUUUGUGUAACAGUGCUGCUGGCGAAAAGUUGCGUGUGUGUCACCGAGGAGGACGAUGAGGUGCUGGAGAAAAAGCAGCUCAUGGAGUUUUACAAAAAAGGCAUCUUUAUCCUGGAGAGUGAGCCGCUGAAACGCUGCGUGACAGUGGAUCGCUCCAACCUGGUGCUGGAGGACUGCGAGCGGCCAACACGCCGAAUGCUGUGGAAAUGGGUCUCCCGACAUCGCCUCUUCAAUUUGGGCACCAGCACGUGUCUGGGCCUCAACAUUUCGGACACGACGCAGCCUCUCGGCACGUUCGAGUGCGACAUGGCCGUCCCCAUGCUGUGGUGGCGCUGCAGUGGAGGCAUGCUGUACGGGGCGUCCCAGUGGCGGGUGGCCGUGGCUGGACGUUUGUUGGUAGUAAAAAAAAACUCUUAUCAUGAGUGGAAAAGGUACAACACCCCUAGAGAAGGACCCUGUUCACAUCCAUAUGAAGAUAUCCACACUUUGUUGGGGAAUGCACAUGGCAUGCCCUGCGCUUUUCCCUUUAAAUACAACAACAAAUGGUACUCUGAGUGCACGACUGAGGGCCGUGAGGACCAUCUUCCGUGGUGUGCUACCACCACUCGCUAUGAUCAGGCUGAAAGAUGGGGCUUCUGUCCUAUGCAAGAUUCCAGUUGUGAGCACUUCUGGGAGUCAAACCAGGAGCUGCGUGCCUGUUACCAGUUCAACCUGUACACCAUCCUAACCUGGAGUCAGGCGCUGUCAACCUGCCAGGCCCAAGGUGGAAACCUGCUCAGCAUCACCAGCCUGGCAGAGCACAGGUACAUCAGAGAUCGACUGGCAAGUGUUGGGACGAUGGUGUGGAUCGGGCUGAAUCACCUGAAGGAUGGUCUGGGGUGGCAGUGGUCUGAUGGAGCACCUCUGUCAUUGGUCAAUUUCACCACAGCUCUGCCUGCCAACCCGCAACAGGACGACAGACAGUGUGGAGUGUACAACUCAGCCUACGAGGGCCACUGGCAAAGUCUUUCCUGUGAGUCUGCUCUGCCUUACAUCUGUAAGAAGACACCUAACAACACCAGGAGAGCCGAGCCACUAGAGAACUGGCAGUAUAUCCAUACAGAGUGUGCUAAUGGCUGGUGGCCUCAUAAUGGUUUCUGCUACCGGGUCCUGUCAGAAACUGAGGCAGGAAGCUGGGAGGAAUCUGUCUUGGCGUGUGGCUCUCAGGGGGCAAACCUCACCAGCCUCAACUCGCUGUCUGAGGUGGAAAUGCUGCUCAACCUCCUGGCUAACUUUUCUGGGGAGAGUACGGAGGUGUGGAUCGGUCUCUGGAAACGGGUAUCGUCGCCGACUGUGGAGUGGUCUGAUGGCUCACCAGUAACUCUCACUCCCUGGCAUCAGCUUCACCCUCCUCACAACCUGACGGAUGCAGCACUCUGUGCCAAAGCAGACAGGAAGGAGGGUAACUGGCUAUUGGUGUCAUGUGAUGAACGACUGCCUGCUGUGUGUAGAAGAGAGAGCCUGAAUCCUGGUCAUCACCCUGGAACCUGGGAUGAAGGUUGUCCUGAGGGCUGGAAGCGACAUGGCCAUUCCUGCUACAUGGUGACUAGCCAUGAACAGAGCUAUGAAGAUGCACAGAUGGGAUAUUACUGCAAGGCCCCUCUUCUUACUGUGGAAAACAGGUUUGAGCAGGCAUUUCUCAACAGUUUGCUGAGUGAGCGAGGGGCCAACAGUAGCAUGUCCUACUGGAUCGACCUUGUGGACCAGGAGGAGCAGGGAAGGUACAGCUGGCUCCCUCACAAUGGCUCCUCUCUUCCUCUCACCUUCACUAACUGGAACAAACACCAGCCAGCCAGUGCUGGCGGCUGCGUUGCUAUGUCAGGUGGACCUGCUCUGGGUCACUGGGAGGUGAAAGACUGCAGGUCCCACAAGGCCUUGUCAGUGUGCAAGCAGAAUGUCAGCAGUUACCACGAUCUCCAGCUGCCAGAGCAUCACAUCGACGCCUAUGCCCCCUGUCCUCCAGGGUGGGAAUCACACUCUGGGCUGCUCCUCUGUUUUAAGGUGUUCCACGACGAGAAAGUCCUGAUGAAACGUUCGUGGGUGGAGGCAGACUUCUUCUGCCAGGCCCUCGGGGCUCAGCUGGCCAGUUUUUACCACUAUGAGGAGCAGGUGUUUGUUAAGCAGCUCCUCAGUACCAUGUUUGAAGGGUUGGUACAGCCCUCUGGGCCUCGUCAAUGCAGGAAUGUUCUGGGAAAUGAUGUUUUUUAUUUGAUGUGCAUAGAGCAAACAGAGGGUCGCUGGUUCUGGGUGGGUUUAAACAAGAGAGACCCUGAACAUCCCGGAGUCUGGGAGUGGUCCGACGGCUCUCCUGUGGUGACGUCCUUCAUAGAGGAUAAGAAUGAAGAGGACGACAGGAGGGACUGUGCUGUGUACAGUGACCUGACCAACACUCUCAUGCCGCAGCCCUGUGAUACCAAACACGAGUGGAUCUGCAAGCUGUCCAGAGGUGAUAAACUGAAAAAACCCUACUGGUACACUGAGCAGAGCGAGCCCUGGGUGUUUUACCGUGGAGCUGAGUACCUGCUGGCGAAGCAGCCCUUUGACUGGGACGCUGUGUCUCUGGCCUGUCAGAUGAUGGGAGCCUACCUGCUGUCCAUUCACUCCAGAGAUGAGCUGCACUUCGUCAAGGAGCGCUUGCGGCGGCUCUCCUUGGGCCCGACUGACUGGUGGAUCGGCUUGUCCAUGGGGCAGCCUGGAGAGGAGGUCAGGUGGAGCGACAAGACAGGGCUGGACUUUCAGAACUGGGCAGACAGGGGCCAUAGGAAGUACGGGUCAUGUGCGACCAUGUCUUCUUCAACAGGGAAGUGGUCGACAAGUAAAUGCAGUGAUCUCCACGGCUAUGUGUGCAAGAGAAAGACUGUGUCUGUGGUGGAGACUCCCAGGGAGCCGCACUACAUUGGAGGAUGUCCGGAGAAAUGGCUGUACUUUGGACACAAGUGCCUCCUACUUCACCUCCCCGGCAGUCCAAAGGAGGGAAAGAGUUGGAAUGAUGCCCAGUCCAUCUGCUCCUCAUUCGAAGGCUCACUGGUUGCUAUAGAAGAUGAGAUUGAACAAGCCUACAUCACCAUGUUGCUCCAGGGCAGCUCUGUAGGUGUGUGGAUUGGUCUUCGGGACGAGGACACAAUGAAAUGGACCAACGGGAAACCAGUCAGCUACACCAACUGGUCUCCAAUUGAACCAAAGAGCUAUCUCACUGAGAAUGAGUGGCUCAGUGGAUUUGCUGAUGAGCCACUGUGUGCUGUACUCUCCAACAAUCACAACUUCCACCUGACGGGGAAGUGGUACGAUGAGAAGUGCAGCGAGAGUGGGUAUGGCUUUGUUUGUCAAAAACCUCAAGAUACAUCCAAACCCCCCACCCACUCCUAUCACCACCCCCUCCCCGACAAUAUCGAGUACAGGACCCGCAGCUACAAGGUUGUGUCUGGCAACAUGAGCUGGUACGACGCGAUGCAUUUGUGCAUAGAGAAUGAUUCUGACCUAGUGAGCGUUACAGAUGCCUACCACCAGGCUUUCCUUACUGUCCUUGUCAAUAGAUUGGCAGUCCCCCACUGGAUUGGACUGUAUAGUCAAGACAGCGGCAUCAAUUAUCAGUGGUCAGAUGGCAGUGACACAGUGUACACACACUGGGACGCAGCCGACGACGACGAUGACUUUGUGACGGGAGAGUGUGUGUACAUGGACGUGAGCGGAGGCUGGCGGAGAGCCGACUGUGAGACUCUGCUGCCAGGAGCCCUGUGUCAUGUUGCCCCACCAAGCAAUAAAGCAUUUGUCUCAUAUGAGGUGGUGUGUCCCUCCACGUGGGUGAAAUUUGGACAUGGCUGUUACAACUUCGAGCCUGUGGUGCAGAAACUAACAUUUGAAGAGUCAAGGGAGUACUGCAGGCAGAAAGUCAACACCUCAGAUGUGCUGACCAUCGAGAGCGAGACAGAGAAUCGUUUCAUUCUGGAACAGCUGUGGUCGUCAGGGUUCCUUCACCACACCGUAUGGUUGGGGAUGUACUUCAACAUUGACACUGAUUCUAUGGCCUGGGUGGACGGUUCACCGAUGGACUACAUCAACUGGCCCAGUAAAGCCCCAGACCCCAAGCUGCUCACUACAGAUACCUGUGUUACCACCAGGGUGAUUGAUGGAGUGUGGCACCUGUCACAGUGCACCGAGCGCCUCGGCUUUGUCUGCAAAACCAUCUCAGAUGCUGUUCCUGAGGUGGAAGUGGAACCACUAAACGGUUUACAUCAUGGUGUCAUUGCCGCUGCAGUGCUGGUGGCUGUGCUGAUCUUUGCUCUGCUGGCAGGAGCGAUGUGGUUUGUGUACAAGAGGAACUCUGUGCGUUUUCGUGGGAUCCCUAUGCUGGGCAGCGCUUACUACAGACAAACCAGCUCCCAGGCUUUAGAAUCAGACGGAAACGUGCUGAUCACAGACCUGGAGCCUCACUCAGGAGAAUAGCACUCAGUGACUGUCUUUCUUAUUUUAAAGUCUCUGUUGUCCUCGCGUUCUCUGUCUGUCUCUCACCAUUUCACCAUCAGGUAUGAAUGCCACAUGACACUGUAAAGCUGUGACACUGACUCCUCAGGACAGUGGUGAGAUGUUGACGGCAAUGUUUUCUCUCUUAAAUAUGAGAGGGUGUUAGAAGGAUCCCAGUUGCUCGCUACAGUUUUCCUUUCUGCGAACCAUUUAAAUGAGACAAAUAUUUGCGAAGAUAUUUGUUGUGUUGACACUGAAGAGUCCACAUUUGAAUUUCUGUUGUUUGAAUUAAGACUAACAACGUUCACAUAGAUGAGAAUAUUGAAGAAGGGAUGCUAGAGAUCAUUAAACAUGUUAAAAGAGGUACUGAACACUUAAUGUCUGUUAUAAUCCUGCGGUACGAGGAUUUCAUCAAUUAUAACUGGUAAACACUAUUCAGAAAAAAUAAUUUGAAUAAUAAGGACUUUUAGGAAAAUCUACCUGUCAGGGUCAAAAGUAACUUUCAUUGUCAUAAAUAAGAGGCAGAUUGAUGACAAAAAAAGAAAUCACACAAAUUAUAUUUGUGAUGUAAUUUUGUACAUUUCAUUCAGAAUCCAGGAAAUGUUGGAGUUGUAUAUGUGGUACAGCAGUUUUCUCAGUAUUACUUUUGUAUUUUUAUUGUAUUUUUCUAAAUAUACAUGCUGUAUAUUGAUAAGAGUUUUUUUUUUUUUUUUUUGUAUAUUCAAAACUGGAAAACAGAAAAUGUCUGACACAUAAUUAAUGAUUGGAUUUCUCUUUUUCACUGUUGUCCGCAGAUGCAAAGCAAAUUAUGAUAUGUAUUUUGCACAGCUGUUUUUGUGUUAAUAAAUUGAAAAUAAGCCUA